Messenger RNA from Zeugodacus cucurbitae (melon fly), 1515 nucleotides. It is a transcript of the gene TBCC, whose product is annotated as tubulin-specific chaperone C. Lineage: Eukaryota; Metazoa; Arthropoda; Insecta; Diptera; Tephritidae. The transcript has a single exon. Gene Ontology annotation, cellular component: cytoplasm. Bases 1 to 1104 code for a protein of 367 amino acids. Gene Ontology annotation, molecular function: tubulin binding. The record is from RefSeq and is a predicted model, not a curated record. Gene Ontology annotation, biological process: post-chaperonin tubulin folding pathway; tubulin complex assembly.
AUGAGUUCGAAUUUACAAAACAGCACAUUGAAUAGUGGCGAGAAUGCCGAUUCUAAAAAGGAAAAUAUAUUGGAGCGUUUAAACAAGCGGAAUAAAGAACGACAAAAUUAUUUAGACGUCAAAAUAGAGCAACGUAACAAGGAAAAUGUCGAAUUAGAAGGUACUGAUUAUUUUGCACAAACAUUUACGGAACGUGCACGAGCAAUAGAAGAACAAAUACAAAAUAUAUCGCAUAUAUCCAAUACUAAGGAGAAAACAAGUUCCAACAACACCAAUAAUGCAGAUUUAACUCGCAUAUUCGCCGACUUAACAAUCCAAAUACAAGAAUUGCAGCGUUAUCUUACCACCUCAACAAUGUUUCUUACGGAUUUUAAAAUUAAAGCUUGUCAAAAUACCCUGAAUGAGUUAAAUAGCAGCUGCGAAGAGUGUCGUUUACGAUUGAUACCAAAAAAGAAGUUUGGGUUUAGUGGGAAAAAAGUAGCACCGAAGGUAUUAGUCAAUCCUAGAGUUGUGAAUAUUUCGGCCGAUAAAGUUGAUAUGCCAGAAAAAUCAACAACUGACAGUACUUCUUUCACCUGGACGUUAUCGAAUAGAGAAGAUGAAUAUAUUUGCCUCGAAGGUGAUGAACUAAAUAAUAAAGAUAUAACAAUUUCUAAUUUGAAAAAUUGUUUUGUGGAGCUUCGUGGUCAUGCAGGGUCAGUUCAAAUAUCGCAAGCCAGUGAUUGCACAUUCCUUUGUGGGCCAAUUUCACGUUCGCUUUUCGCAGAAAAUUGCGUGCGCACAACCCUUGCUUUAGCUUGUCAACAGCUACGUUUACAUUCUUCAAACAUUUGUCGCAUAUAUUUACAUGUGACAUGUCGAGCCAUUAUUGAAGAUUGUACACAAAUUGAAAUAGCUGACUAUAACUAUAAUUACGAUAGAAUCGAUGAAGACUUUCAAUUGGCAGGCUUAGACAAAACCCAAAACAAUUAUACAGAUGUCGCGGACUUUAAUUGGCUGUCGCCAGAUGUUCCAUCACCUAAUUGGACGCUACUCAAAGAUACACCCUCGCCUUCCUGGACUGAACUGCGUAACCAAAAGCAACAAAAAGCGAAAAUUUUAUAGUGUAUGGUAAAAGACAAACGUCUUGAAAUGUCAGUAAAUUGGCGUAGGACUUUUAUAUGGUUGGCUCUAGCUUUGUUACUACUACUGUUGCUUAUCGAGUGUCUACCUUUAUUUACAUCCGUUGUUAAAGAACGAUUUUGUCUUCUGCAAUUAACACCAGCAGCAACUUCAGUUAAUAAAGCAGCAUAGUCAUAUAUACAAUAUAUACAUUUAAAUUGCAACGUUUUUUAAUUCAUAUGUGGUAUGCGUUAUAAAGAGAUUUUGUAUGAGACUUAAUGGUAUGUAACUUGUUAUAUUGUAAGUGCAGGUUGAUUUUUGUUUCGGAAAUGUACUUGCUGUAAAAAUGUAUGCUUUAGGAGCACUUUCUUUUAUUUACUAAAUAAAGGAUCAAUAAAAUACUAAAUACCUAAA